UGUCCAAAGCUGAUUCACACUGUCCUCUGAGGGAUGAGGAGUUAGACUGAAAACAGAAAUCACCUAAACUCAGUCGAGCGACCAGCAUCUGGUUUAAAUUUGGACCUUUCACAGCCUGAUGGAGCAGCAGCAGGGGUUCUGUAGCUUCACCCCGGGUGAGUCUGCAGGCUGCCCGGCUGGGGUCUCCACCGGUCGGCCCACCAUGCGUCUGUCUGUCGCCUCGACCACCGGCAGCCCGGUGGAGCUCACCGUCCCCCGGGGAGAGACAGUGGAGGAAUUGAGGACACACAUCUCCCACAAACUCAGGCUGCAAACAGACAGAAUCGUCCUCCUGCACAGAGACAAGCAGCUGACUGCAGGCAAACUGUUGGACCUGGGUGUAACAGAUGGAAGCAAGCUGACCCUGGUCCCGGCCAUUGAAGCUGGUUUAGUGUGCUCCACUGCCAGAGCUGAGAGAACUAUGAUGGACGUCUUGGAAGGUUUAACAGAAGUCCAGAUCAAUGACUUCCUGUCAGGGCGCUCUCCUCUGACCAUUAACCUGGGAAUUGGUGCCCACAUGAUGUAUGUGCAGCUCCAACUGUCCGCACAGAACGUGGCGGAGCUGCAGCACCACAGGGACUUUAGAGCUGGAAGCAGCAGCGACCUUCAGGCCGGCCUGCCCACUGCUGCCAGGAUGAGCCAUCCUGACUAUUCUAACAAAACCACAGGAUCCACCUCCCAAACCUCUACUCGAGCCCCAGACUCUUCUGACUCCACAUCCUUGAUGCAAUUGAGUGCUCAAAGACCCAGAACUUCCUUAAACUCAACAGCUCCGAGCCUCCACUCACUCACCACUGCCCCUCCACAUCAGUCCUGUCCGUCCCACUCUACACACACAUCCUCUCCUGGUCUUUCAACCCCUUCUUUGCCUUCUGGUUGUCCACAUCCCAGCAGUCCACUGCCAGCAGCCACACCAGUCUGUUCACCUGCUCCCACCGGCUCCAUACCUGGACCCCAGAACCCAACGCCAGCUUCAACCCUCAAAGAGAGUCAUGUUCAUGCCUCACGCACUGCAGAGCUGAGCAAGCAGCCAGGGGCAGUCAUAGAAAGUUUUGUGAGCCCCUCACCAGGGGUCUUGUCCGGGACUUUUUCUGGCACCUUGGCCCCUAGCAGUCAGAGUGGCUUCAGCCAUCCUCGGCGUGGCAUUGGCAUCAUUCUCCAGAUCUUCACAGACCUCCUCAGAGCUACCUACCACCACCAGGGGGCUCAACCUGCCCCUCCUCCUCCCCACUGUCCUGAUUCGAACCCUCCAGCCAGCCUGCUGCUCACAGCGGAGGAGGGGCCAAGCAAAGCAAAGAGCAAAACACUGGUGGCCCAGAGGGCAGAACACUUGAGUAAAACUCCAGGUGAGGAGAGUCAAAUGAACUGCUCACAAACACAGGAAAACCAAACAUUACACUGUAAGCUAGAGCGUCUGCAGUUUUUGAUGCAUCAGAGGCGUCUUCGCAGGCGGACUCGGAGGAACUCACGAACGUCUCGCCCGUACCAGCAUCAUCACCAUCGUCCCUAGUCUCCUGCAUGGGAGAGAUCCAAUCACUGUGAUAGCAGAGGCUGCUUUCUGGUGACUAGAAGGAACCAGCUUAGCAACCAAUGCAUACUACUGAACUCAUGGAACAGGUGAAAGAGCAGCAGAGUGAACUCAAAUGCUUUGGUGCUAUUUUGACACUAUAAGCAUUCCUGAAGAAUGUAACCCCGGGAAGGUCUGAGGAGUGUGAUUCAUGUGGCUGUCUCUGUGCUGAAAAUGUUAUUUCAUCUUAGUCUGUGAGGGAAAACGGCUCACAUUGUUAUGUCCCAUAUGCCACAAAAGGUUCCAAUGUGCAUUUUCAUGUAAUACAUCUUGGUGUUUUGUACAAAGACCUUUCACCGUAUGUUUCUUUAUGUACUAAAAUGCCUUAAAUGUACAUGUCUUGAAUGUAAACUAUGUCUUGUUCUGUGCUGAGGAUGUUCAUAUAAAAUGUUUCAAUAUUAAUAAUAUUACACACAAGGAAGGCAAAAAAGAAUAAAGG
Messenger RNA from Anoplopoma fimbria (sablefish), 2045 nucleotides. Its product is annotated as midnolin-like. Gene Ontology annotation, molecular function: protein binding. The record is from RefSeq and is a predicted model, not a curated record. Gene Ontology annotation, cellular component: nucleus. Lineage: Eukaryota; Metazoa; Chordata; Actinopteri; Perciformes; Anoplopomatidae. The transcript is spliced from 7 exons. The coding region runs from base 119 to 1549 and encodes 476 amino acids.